AUUAGCCAAAACUUUCUACAUCACACCAUUUGUGGAGAUUGGUCAGUAGCCAAAUAUUAUGUCAUUUUUCACCAUUUUUUCUUUCAGCAUGCAACGUACGUUUUGAGUUGUCUUCUUUACCAUACAAGAUAGUGACACACACAUAAACUAAUUGCCUCUAAGUGGUUAAACACCAUUUUCAUUUUCUUUUCUUUCCGCAAGAAAAACUUAGAAGGAAGAAGAUGGAUAAAGCUAUGACUAAACUCGGAAGCUUUUGGGUCUCCAAGAAAGCUAAGGAAGAGAUUUCCAACAUAACCAACGAUAUAUCUUCUUUCUCAAAUACUGUUGAAGACAAGGCUAAACUUUUCAUCAACAAGCUCAAAGGCAAAACUCAGAAAGCCUUACCAGAUCUUCUACGAGAGAACAACCUUCCUCCGGGUCUGUUUCCGCGUAACAUAACAUGCUAUGAGUUCGAUGAAUCAAAAGGAAAGUUGGUAGUGCACUUGUCCUCCCCUUGUGAGGUAUGCUUCAAGGACUCAUCCAUUGUGAGAUAUUCUAACCGUGUGAAAGGGACACUGUCAAAGGGGAAACUCAUUGUUAUAGAUGGUAUGAAAACCAAGGUUCUUAUGUGGGUUAAGGUCACAAGUAUUUAUGUUGAGAGUUAUAAAUCUGACAAAGUAUGGUUCACUACUAGUGGUGUUAAGAAAUCAAGGCCUAAAGAUGCCUAUGAAAUGCCUCGUGAAGCUGUUAAGGUUGAAGAAUUUUGAUUCCAAUGAAUGUACAUAUAAACUUAUUAUUCAUUGAACAAUUCAUUAAUUUAAUUUGUGUGUGUAAGUUUAUAGGUGUGAAGAAGCUAUGAUAUAUAUGAUAGUAUAAUAUACUUGGAUAUAAUAUGUAUAUUACACUUUAUAUUGUGUUGUGACCUGUGUUAAGAAG
Molecule: messenger RNA, 915 nt
Organism: Vicia villosa (hairy vetch)
Lineage: Eukaryota; Viridiplantae; Streptophyta; Magnoliopsida; Fabales; Fabaceae
Exons: 3
Coding region: 222-746 (174 amino acids)
Source: RefSeq, a predicted model, not a curated record